This is a messenger RNA of Bombyx mori (domestic silkworm), 6488 nucleotides long. RefSeq names its product homeobox protein ceh-24. NCBI's taxonomy places the organism in Eukaryota, Metazoa, Arthropoda, Insecta, Lepidoptera, Bombycidae. Gene Ontology annotation, biological process: cell differentiation; regulation of transcription by RNA polymerase II. Gene Ontology annotation, molecular function: RNA polymerase II cis-regulatory region sequence-specific DNA binding; DNA-binding transcription factor activity, RNA polymerase II-specific. The transcript has 4 exons. The record is from RefSeq and is a predicted model, not a curated record. Gene Ontology annotation, cellular component: nucleus. The coding region runs from base 311 to 1546 and encodes 411 amino acids.
AGGCAACAACUCAUAAAAUUAAGCGAUUUGGAUGUGAGUUAGUCUAACUGCGAGUAUCGGUGUGUUAACAGUCCGCUAGCUGUCAUUUGAUUUCGACAUUCACGCACCGUCCGCGUUUGCAACACCACGCAACAUAGCUGUGGUAAACGGUUUUUUCGCGCCACAAACUGUUAAUAUUGUUUAUUUGUGUGUUUAAUUGUGUUUUUGUGCAAGGAUUUUUCUCUUAAGGUUCGCGAUGCCCCGAACGGCGGAACCAAACCCCUAGUUGAGAACAAUGUGUACACCGUCGAGAAACUGAUAGGCACAACACAUGACCUCCGAAACAGAACGAGAGGAAAUGCAAACUGUAAUCACGUACACUACACCUGACUUAGACCAGGCGGAGAGCAAACUAGACUACGACUUUUGUCCGAGCAAUGAAAGACUGACUCCGGAAAUCGAAGAGAAAAUUAACAUCGAAGACGACAAAGAUGAGGAACUAAUCAUAGACGACAGCGACUCGCAAGAGAGAACGAACAAUAAUGAAGUAACGGAAACUCAAAGGGAGGAAGCUCAUGAACCGUCCUGGCAUCCGCAUGUCUACGGGAAACCACCGAAGAAACCCACACCGCACACGAUCGAGUAUAUAUUAGGCUUGCAGGACCAAGAGAAACACGUUACCCAAUUGAUUAACGUUAAAAGGAAUUUUGAAACGAAAUCAGCGAAGAACAUUCAGAUACAGACUGACGAGAGACGUUUUAAUGUGCACAAGAAUAAGUUACACGAGCAACUCCUGCAGAGGAGUGUCAGGACUAGUGAGAGUGAGUUAGAUGGGAAAGUGUUCGUCUAUAGGAGCGAGGAGCCAUUGAACUUGUCCGUGAAGCCCAAGGACUGGAGUGGAGAUGACGAGAAAACCUAUAAAGAUUCAUCAAAGCUGAUAAAAAGGAAGAAGUCAACUGAUGAUGUGCGUUCUCCCCUCGGAGGUGAGGGCUCGCUCACCAGCGAGGAGGGCGAAGAUCAAGUCGGGAGACGUAAGAAAGCUCGCACGACCUUCACCGGACGACAGAUCUUCGAAUUGGAGAAGCUGUUUGAAGUGAAGAAGUAUUUGUCUUCAGGCGAGAGAGCUGACAUGGCGAAACUUUUAAAUGUUACCGAAACUCAGGUCAAGAUCUGGUUCCAGAACAGAAGAACGAAAUGGAAGAAGAAAGACAACGUAACGAACGCCGAAGUCGCCGAAAUAAAACAGCAGAACAAACCAGACGACAGAAAGACGGACGAGAAAGACGCCGCCGCCGUCGACAUGUCCAAAAAGACUUGCGCGAAACUCACCGAGAAACUCAAGAGCAUCAAAACAGUGGAAGUGAGGCCGAGGAAAGCGGAAAAGGGUGUGCUGUUAGAAACAUUAUGUGAUAACGAUAUUGAGAGUAGAAUAACGAUAACUAAAAUAACGAAUAAAUUAUCGAGCACUGACCUCUCGGGCGGAGGGGGCGUCUCCGUGAAGAGCUUUAGCCCCGACGAGGUCAGUGAGAUGAGCUUCGACAGCAUCAGUCGAGACGUCGAGAUGUAGUCGUGACUCGGGAUGUCCGGUGUGCUUGGAGCGAGCUUUUUAACGUUCUCUUUUUUUUCCUGCCCAUUCUGAUAGCCUUGAGAGGCUAUUUCAGCUUCGCCCUAACGUGUGUAGGUGAGCUCACGGGGCUCAAACCGGAGUGUUGCUAACACUGGCCCUAGCAAGAGCAGUGCUUCGUAGAAUCUGCCACCGGAUCGGAAACGCGACCCACUGAGAAGAUCCGGCGAGAAACUCAGUGGUCUAUAACGUUCUCGAUAGCGUAAAAGUUAACUCAUAUUUCCAUACAAAUAAACGGUCGGAAAGUUUGCCUACGUUUGCCGCCAGGGGCGCUGUUCUAACUCCAUACUUUUUUUUUUAAACUUGCACUAAGCACACUGCAGCUAUUUAACAAACAUUGUGUUAAAUUAGAAUACUCGCGUUGGAUGUGGCACGCGGAACGUAAUUCAAACAAACGAGGCAUUUUAGCAAAAAAAUAAAUAAUUAGAUUUACCAAAGGUUUUGAUGCAAGGUUGACUAACUCAUAUUUAAUUUUAUUAUUAAUCGUAACGUUACGCACAUUAGGAUCGAGAGAAUAGUUUACAGUAUUUCGUAAACAAACAAAAAUAUGUUUUUUUUAAGCGUUCCAACCGAUUAUUAAAAUUAGUUCAGCUAAAAUCAUAUUUUUCUAAGUAAUCCUUUAAAAACCAUACGACCUGAUUGAAUACGCCACUUUAAGUUAAUGUCUGUAAUCAUAAUACUGCUGCUUAAAUUAGUCGGCCUGUUUAAUGAUAAAAGUAUUUUAUUUCAAUAAAAUUAACAUUUUGCGAAUGUAACUUAUACAAUAGCGUUGUCUCUUUCUUUUAUAUGCGAUUAGAACGAAACGGUGCGAGAAUCGAAUUAACGAGUUUUAAGUUCAUUUUAAAUUAACAGCGCCAUCUUUCGAACAGUUAUAAGACUACAAUACGUAUGUCUUUUCCUUUGUUCAACCACACUAGUACCUGGUGCAGCGACAAUAUAACUUUAAAUUGGACAUGAUAUUGGCUCGAGCUGAUCUGAUUUCUACAGAUUUUUAACAUAUUUACCAAAUUUCCGUAAGUUUUCCUUAAAAUUUAAUUUAGCGCCAUCUAGUAUUGUUUUGUGUAAAUAAGUAUUGUGGUUUUUAAUUAUUAUAAAUGCAGCCAAUCUCGGUACAAUACCUGGCAAACUUCUAGAGCAUUAGUUGACUUAGUUGGGGAAAAUUCGCGCGUGGUACACUUACGUGCAAAAAUAUUACUUAUUCACUCUGUGUCAUAAAGUUAUUAAAAUUUUAAAAACAACAUAAUACAUAUUUAUUUUAUUUAUAUAUUUAUUAGAACAUCAACAAAAAAUACAGGUUAAUAAUUGUAAUAAUUUAAUCUUGGGGUAAAAUAUUCCUUCUAUUAGAUCAAAACUACGAUUGGUGCCAGGCCUUGGCUCAGCUGAAGCGGAGCCGGUAAUUUUUUGUAUCUUUAAUUCUUUGAUAUCCUUUGAUUUCUUUGAUUCUUGGGCCGAAGCGGUCCCCCCCCACCACCCCUCUCGCCCGUCAGCUCGCCACACAGAUGUUUGUGUACUUUAGUGUUGUUUUUCGAGUUCAAAUGACAAUGCACUCAAAGAUUAACAUUAGGAAUGAAAUACACAUGCUACUAGAAAAGCACGCUUGUUUGCUGCUAGGCAGCAUGUGUAUUCUAGGCUUUAGGUCGCGAGCGCCUGCCUCUUGUGAGCAGGUCUAGGUGCUUAGUGCGAGUUUUUUAACGUUCACGAUAGCGUAAAAGUUAGCUCAUAUUUGUAUGGAAUGGGAUCGUUUGCCUACGUUUGCCGCUAGGGGCGCUGUUCCAACUGCAUGCAAACUUGGGUUAACUUUUACGAUAUCGAGAACGUUAAAAAACUCGCACUAAGCACACUAGUGCCAGCAAUACAGUGUGCGACCGUGCGUCGAUUGAAGUCGUGUGCAAUAUUCGUUAACGUCUACAGUAGGCGCGCGAGUUCAUGUCCAUCCUGAGGAAUGCGGUAGUGCUGUGACACAUAGUUAAUUAUGGUAAUGUCGAUAAUAACUACUGAUUUAGUCAACAGCUGUCAAUUUGGUUUAAUGUAACAUAAGGUAAUUUGACAAAUUAUGAAAGAAAAUAAAUGUGAUAAGUAAUUACUUAUUUAUUUCUAAUAGAGAAAAAUAUUUUUUUUAUUCCAAUUCAAUCACUAUCAAAUGAAAAGUCAACCGACAGAUCAGAGACGGAAUCAGUAUGUAUCUUUUUUCAGUAGGUUUUUUUUCUAUCUGAACUUGUUGGAAGCGGAGUAGUCAUGGUUAAAUAACACAAUAGCGUUAGCGUAAAUUUUCGAUGUCGAUAAGCGCGCGUCACAACCGUCAAGGAAAACACUCGACGUCAGACCAAUGCGGGGGGCGGGCGAAGGUGGGGCGAGCUCCCCCCCGCGCGUCGCCUCUGGCCCCGAUGGACAUGAAUUCGCGCGCAUACUAUACUUAUAUUUAAGAGCUUACUUUAAUCGCUUCGUAAUUCUCAUCGAAUGACGUUCAUUUUGGCAAUAGACUUGCUGACCGACUCGCUGGCUUAUAUCAUUACCGUCCCACCUCCGACGGGCGUGUUGUUAACACUUAAUUUCCACGAAAAACAUUACACGUAAAAACAUUAAUAGUAAGCAGUUGUCACAAAUGGUGACUUUAGUUUUUGCUGCGGUGACUGAUGUCCGGAGAUAUUUUAGACAUUGACCGUGGGCAUAUUAGCAGUAUUAAAAGGCACAUAUAGUCUUUUCGCAUUAAAAGUGUACAAUUUCCAAAAAAUAUUUGAAAUUGAAUUAAUAUGCGGAAUCAUUUGGUAUCAGCAUUUUGGUAUUUUUCUCAUAAAAACUGUCCAAAGAGCGUAGUUUAGUUUUAAUUAUUUUUUUAGUUUACCUAGGUUCUGACUAAUAUUAACAAACUUAAUACGUAAUUUUAUCUUACUGUAACAGACAGAUAAUGUAACUGGUAAAAAAUAAAAAAUAAAUAUUGCAAAUAUGAUUAAUAUUAAAAAUAUUACAUGUUAAAACCUUUAAAACACUCUUCUGUAAAAUUAGUAAGUUUUGAGAUUACACAGUUUUAAUGCGAGAAGACUAUAUGUCCAUUCUCAAUGUUCGUCAGCUCACGUAUUCACUUACCGUGAUGUCAGAUUCAAUAGGAUAUCUUUUGGCGGUGUGCGGCGGCUUGGCGACCCAUUACCAUCAGGCGGGCCGUUGUCAGUGGUUGACACGCUCCCGUCUCAAGCACGGAAUCUGAUUUACUAACAAUUAAAAGUACAAACAUUUCAAAUUAAAUAUACAAACAAUAAUUCAAUAUUAUACUCACUAUAGUUUUACUGAGAUGUAGAAUUAGUAUUUACUUAGACGGAUAUAUUUUUUUCUGACUAUGUACUUGAAAUUGAAAAGUAUACGAAUUGAAAUAAAUGAAUUUUUAAUUAGUUAGUGUGUAAAUAAGUACAUACAUAGGUACCUUACGAACUUUGUAUUAAACAUAUCAUUUUUGUUGGUUUGCGAUUACAAAUAAUUUCCUCAUACGUAUAAAAACGACACGAUCCCAAGAAGCCCUUAAAAAAUUAAUUAAAAGAAAAAUUUAAGAAGAAUAGGUACUACAUACAUAAUAUAUGCAGUACGUGAUAGAUUGCCGCGGGCGUUAAUUCCUUCUCCCAUAACCAUUUAUAGUAAGGGGUUCCCAAACUUAUUUUGUCUACUGCCCACCUUGGGAAUAAAUAAUUUUUAGCGCCCCUUUUUUUAACCUACUUAAAACCACUAUAGCGAGAGCUCAGUCGGUGUCUAAGAGUCCUCCUAGAUGAAAUUACAAAUAGCCUAUCAAGCCUCUACACAACAGCCCCAUUUUUUUUUCUGGGUCUCUUACUGCCCCCCUUUAGGAUUGCAGCGCCCAUAAGGAGGCGUUAUCGCCCACUUUGGGAAAGGCUAAUUUAUACGGUUACAAAUUUAAAAUUUUCGUUGAUUAUUACCAAAGUUUAUAGUGGUCAUGUCAACUAACAUGUCAAUACCCAAGUUGUAUCCAACGAGCACUCCCCGGUUUCACCGUCCGUCCAGUGGCUGACUUACCCUCAGGCGGAGUAUGCUCCAGCCUUGGGCGGCAGAUUAAGGGGCGACCGAUUUGAAGCAAUUUUAUUUAUUUCAUGUCCCGUGUCGUAGUCAAUUUGAUUGUUGACUACGGUAUGGACUUGUAGAGGCUGGCGGUAGCUGGUAGGUCUUCCACUGGGUCAGCCCUUGACGUCUCCAGUACCACACACCAUCGCCAUUUGUCGCGGCGCGCGUGUCUCUAGAUUAGGGUUGCCACCUUCUUUUUUACAGCUAAAGUACAUUAAUUAUUAUUAAUUGUAUAAACAAUUUUGUUAUUAUAAUUCAACAGAUUAAACCAAAAAUUGUGACAAUUAAUGAUAGUGACAUUGUAGGUAUUUGAGGUUAAGUUGCGUUCAGAAUUAUUUGUUAUAAAAACGAGUGCUUAGGUAAUGUGGCGUUGGCGAGUAGCGAAAAUUUACAUAAUAUGACUAAACUUUUCAAAAUCCCAAAGAAACCAACUCAUUCCAAAUAAAAUACUUUCGUGUACUUUAUUCUUCACAUAAAUUAUAAUAUUUUAUUGUAAAGUACGGGUGGCAACCCUACUCUAGAUCGAGAUAUUUGAAAAAAAAUGUUAAUAAAAGUUUGUAAUCAUAAAUCUUUUAACUCAAGUAAAGUUUAAGUGUCUGCAUAAUAAUAACAUAGUGAUGUUUGCUAAGAGGUUAUUUCGAGUUAUCAUUUCUUCAAUAAACAUAGGUACAUUGAUAUAAGAUUAUUGUAAAUUGGAGCCAAAUUUUGUAAUUAAAUUAGUUUUAGACGAUUUCGGCGAGUGAUGUCUAGAGUAAGUAGAUUGUAAUAAUUAUAUUAAAAAGAUAGUGAAUUUGAACGACAAAUAAAUAGUUUUUCAUUGUGA